Molecule: messenger RNA, 4720 nt
Organism: Arabidopsis arenosa
Lineage: Eukaryota; Viridiplantae; Streptophyta; Magnoliopsida; Brassicales; Brassicaceae
Source: the annotation of a GenBank genome assembly
UUCACGCCACAGAGAAAACCGUGGAUGUCACCGGCGAUGACGCCGAGAAGCGAGAAGCAUAAAAUCGGCGGUGUUACUAACCCUAGAAACGCUGAUAGAAAGGGAAAGGCCGUUGCUUUUAGCGAUGACCUAGUGAUAUCGACUCUUCCACCGCCUCCGAUUGGAACACUGACCGGAGAAGGCGUUUCUCGAGGUUACACUGAUGAUAUGGAUACGAGUGAUUGGAGAAGGUUUAGGGAAGUGGGUUUGUUGAAUGAGGCUUCAAUGGAGAAGAAAGAUCAAGAAGCUCUUCUUGAAAAGAUCUCCACACUUGAAAAAGAGUUAUAUGGCUAUCAGCACAAUAUGGGGCUUCUUCUCAUGGAGAACAAAGAGUUGGUUUCAAAGCACGAACAACUAAAUCAGGCAUUGCAAGAAGCUCAAGAAAUCCUUAAAAGGGAACAGUCGUCACAUCUGUAUGCGUUGACGACUGUCGAACAACGCGAAGAAAACUUGAGAAAAGCUUUGGGUCUGGAAAAGCAAUGUGUGCAAGAGCUUGAGAAGGCUCUUCGUGAAAUUCAAGAGGAGAGUAGCAAGAUGAGGCUGACUUCUGAAGCUAAAUUAGUUGAAGCUAAUGCUCUGGUUGCUAGUGUUAACGGGAGAUCUUCAGACGUGGAAAACAAGAUUUACUCUGCCGAAAGCAAGCUCGCAGAGGCAACUAGAAAGAGCUCCGAGCUGAAAAUGAGAUUGAAGGAAGUGGAGACUCGUGAAAGUGUCCUGAAACAAGAGCGGCUUUCAUUUGCUAAAGAGCGAGAAUCAUAUGAAGGGACUUUCAACAAACAAAGAGAGUACCUUAAUGAAUGGGAGAAAAACCUUCAAGAAAAGGAAGAAAUAAUGACUGAGCAGAAGAGAAGCCUGAAUCAAAGAGAGGAAAAGUGUAAGGAAACUGAAGAGGACAUAACUAAACGAUUGGAAGAAUUGACUACAAAAGAGAAAGAAGCUCACACACUCCAGAGCACGCUAGUGGCAAAGGAAAAUGAGUUACGAGCCUUUGAAGAGAAGCUCAUUGCUAGAGAAGGGACAGAAAUUCAGAAGCUUAUUGAUGAUCAGAAAGAGGCAUUAGCUGCCAAGAUGCUGGAAUUUGAACUGGAAUGUGAAGAAAGAAGAAAAUCUCUGGACAAGGAAAUCCAAAGAAAGAUAGAAGAGCUCGAACGACAGAAAGUUGAAAUUGAUCAUAGCGAAGAGAAGUUGGAGAAAAGGAAUCAAGCAAUGAAUAAGAAGUUUGACCGAGUGAAUGAAAAGGAGAUGGACCUUGAAGCAAAGUUGAAAACUAUUAAAGAGAGAGAAAAGAUCAUACAAGCUGAGGAGAAAAAGUUGGGUUUGGAAAAACAACAGUUGCUUUCUGAUAAGGAGAGUCUGGAAGACCUACAACUAGAGAUUGAAAAAAUCCGAGCUGAGAUGAUGAAAAAGGAAGAAAUGAUUGAAGAAGAAUGCAAAAGUCUUGAAAUCAAGAAAGAAGAGAGGGAAGAAUACCUGAGACUGCAAUCUGAACUCAAGUCCCAGAUAGAGAAAUCUAGACUCCACGAGGAGUUUCUUUCUAAGGAAGUUGAAAAUCUGAAGCAAGAAAAAGAGAGAUUUGAAAAGGAGUGGGAAAUAUUGGAUGAGAAGCAAGCAGAAUACAAUAAAGAGCGGAUAAGAAUUUCUGAAGAAAAAGAAAAGUUUGAGAGGUUUCAACUACUGGAAGGAGAAAGAUUGGAGAAAGAAGAGAGUGCUUUGAGGGUUCAGAUCACGCAAGAACUGGAUGAUAUUAGACUGCAGAGAGAAUCAUUUGAAGCCAAUAUGGAACAUGAACGAUCAGCGUUACAUGAAAAAGCCAAACUUGAGCAAUCUAAGGUGAUUGACGAUCUUGAAAUGAUGAGAAGGAAUCUUGAAAUUGAACUUCAGAAAAGAAAAGAACAAGACGAGAAAGAUCUACUAUACAGAAUGGCUCAGUUUGAGGACAAAAGAAUGAAAGAGCUUAGUGAUAUCAAUCACCAGAAGCAGGCUUUGAAUAGGGAGAUGGAAGAAAUGAUGUCCAAAAGGAGUGCUCUCCAAAAGGAAAGUGAAGAUAUUGCAAAGCACAAGGAGAAACUAAAAGAGCAGCAAGUAGAGAUGCAUAAUGACAUCAGCGAACUUAGUACACUCAGCAUCAACCUCAAGAAACGUAGGGAAGUGUUUGCCCGUGAAAGAGCUCGUUUUCUAGCAUUUGUUCAAAAGCUCAAGGAUUGUGGGAGUUGUGGGCAGCUGGUAAAUGACUUUGUACUCUCUGAUCUCCAGCUACCAUAUAAUGAUGAAGAAGCUAUUCUACCACCUAUUGGAGUUUUAAGUGACCUUCCAGGAAGCUCUAAUGCAUCUGACUCUUGUAAUAUCAAGAAAUCUCUAGACGGAGAUACCUCUGGAAGUGGGGGAUCUAGAAGGCCCAACAUGUCGAUACUGCAGAAGUGCACUUCAAUCAUUUUCUCACCAAGUAAAAGAGUUGAACAUGGGAUUGACACUGGCAAGCCUGAGCAGCGUCCAUCCUCCUCAGUGGCAGUUGGUAUGGAAACAAAAGGUGAAAAGCCUCUACCAAUUGAUCUCCGACUGCGUCCAUGUAGUAGCUCAAUUCCGGAGGAGGAUGAGGAAUAUACAGACAGUAGAGUACAAGAAACUUCUGAGGGUUCUCAACGAUCUGAGCUUCAAAGUGCCAGGCGUGGACGUGGCAGACCUAGAAAAGCCAAGCCUGCUUUGAAUCCUACAAGUUCGGUGAAGCAUGCCAGCCCUGAAGAAUCAUCAAAAGAUGAAUUGAGUGGUCGCGUUUCUGUUACUAGCGAGAAGACAACAGGCGGAGGUGGAAGGAAAAGACAGCAUACUGAUGAUACUACUACUGGUGGACAGCGUAAGAGACAACAGACAGUUGCUGUCUUGCCACAGACCCCUGGCCAAAGACGCUACAAUCUGAGGCGGAACAAGACUGUAGACCAAGUUCCAGCAGAUGUUAAGGAUAAUGCAGCUGGUGGUGAAGAUGAUGCAGACAUUGCUACCUCUGCCCCAUCAAAGGACAAUGUCGAAGAAACUAGUGAAUCUGUGGUGGAGACUCUUCGAGCUAGAAGAAUAGAAACUUCAGAAAUUAGGGUUGCAAAUGUGGAACCAACAGCUCCCUCUGUUGAAGAUGACCAGAAGCAGAGAACAGUAAAUGAGGAUAUGAAUGAGGAUGGAGAUGAAGAAGAAGAUGAAGCUCAAGCUCAAGAUGAUGAUAAUGAUGAAAGUCAAGAUGAUGAUGAUGAUGAUGGUGACGAUGAUGGAUCACCAAGACCCGAUGAGUCUUUACCUGAAGUAACUGAUUCUGAAGAAGCUCCAAUGGACAAAAAAGAACGUGAAGCCUUGUACUCUGCGAUUCAAGGAUUUGUUGGUGAUUCUUGGAACGGAUCUGCUCUUUAUCCUGAUCCUUGUGGUUGGACUCCAAUUCAGGGUGUUUCGUGUGACAUCUACAAUGACUUGUGGUAUGUCACAGAUUUGAGUUUAGGGCUUAUUUAUGAAAACUCGCUUCCUUGCUCCUCAAGUCUUCAGAUAAAGCCAGAGUUAUUUGAGCUCAAGCACUUAAGAUCUCUCUCCUUCUUCAACUGCUUUAUCUCUCCCAUGGUGAUAUCUCAAAAGAGCUGGAUAAACUUUGCAUCUAACUUAGAAAUGCUCGAGUAUAGAUCCAAUCCCGGUCUCAUUGGGAAACUUCCUGAAACAAUUGGCAAUCUCACAAAACUUAAGUCUUUAGUGGUUCUCGAAAAUGGGUUCAAUGGAGAAUUACCGGCGAGUAUCUGCAACUUAAAGACACUAAAGCGGCUGGUUUUCGCAGGGAACUCAUUCGCGGGAAUGAUCCCAAAUUGUUUCAAAGGGUUAAAAGAGCUCUUGAUCUUGGAUUUGAGCCGCAACUCUUUCUCAGGGACAUUGCCUUCAUCUGUUGGAGAUUUGGUUUCAUUGCUCAAGCUUGACCUAAGCAAUAACCUCUUAGAAGGGAACUUACCUCAAGAAAUUGGUUUUUUGAAGAAUUUGACACUUUUGGAUCUGAGGAACAACAGAUUCUCUGGUGGGCUGUCCAAGAAUAUUGAAAAUAUUCAAUCUCUAACGGAAUUGGUGUUAUCAAACAAUCCAAUGGGUGAGGAAGAUAUGAUGGGAACAAAGUGGGAAAAGAUGAACAAUUUGGUAGUUUUGGAUUUAUCCAAAAUGGGUUUGAGAGGUGAGAUUCCUACAAGUCUAACCAACCUGAAAAGGUUAAGGUUUCUUGGUCUGAACAACAACAAUCUAACCGGUUUUGUUCCAUCAAAGAAGCUUGAGGCUUUGCCUUGUCUUGGUGCUUUAUACAUCAAUGAAAACAACUUAACAGGUGAGCUUAGAUUCUCUACAAAGUUCUAUGAGAAGAUGGGAAGAAGAUUUAAAGCUUUUAGGAAUCCAAAUCUUUGUCAACCAUUUGAAAUGGUAAAGUCAGAAUCUCAUAAGCAUUUACUUCCUCGUGGAGUGAAGCCAUGCACUUAAGAGAAGGAAGAGUUUGGUAAUAUAACAAACGUGAAACCAAUAGGAGGAGUUGAAGUCAUUAUCAAUGGGUGUUUGUGAACUCAUCAAGCUAUCUGUUUUUUUUCUUACAUUUUGGUAAAUAUGUAAGAAUAUUGUUUAAUCUCAUCGAGACUUCUAUUAUUGUACUGCUAUAUUGGCCCAUAAAUGAAUAUGUAGACGAUUA